Closterium sp. NIES-67 is the source of this 1242-nucleotide messenger RNA. The record is from the annotation of a GenBank genome assembly. NCBI's taxonomy places the organism in Eukaryota, Viridiplantae, Streptophyta, Zygnematophyceae, Desmidiales, Closteriaceae.
CCCACUCAACGUGGUCGAGCAGAAAGACAAGUGUCGCAUGAUUCUGGAUCUCCAAAAGGUGAACGACGCACUAAUCAUCCCCAAAUUUAAAUAUGAGGGACUCAACUGUGUAGCAGACCUCGCUUGCCAAGGAGACUGGAUGUUCUCCAUCGAUUUGAAAUCAGGCUAUCACCAUGUCGACAUCCAUCCCUCGUGUUGGACGUUCCUCGGCUUUGAAUUCGACGGGCGCACAUACGCCUUUCGAUCCUUGCCGUUUGGCCUCGCCACAGCACCAUUCGUCUUCACGCAGCUCAUCAAGCAAUUAGCUCGGCGAUGGCAGGAGCAGGGGGUCCGCGUGAUACCCUACGUUGACGAUAUCCUCUUCUUGUGCCCGACCCUGGCACACGCUCCAGCCACGUGCCAACGGGUUGUUAUCGAUCUCAAGGCUGCCGGGCUCGUACUCAACUCAAAAAAGUCAAAGCUGAUACCAACACAGCACCUUCGGUUCCUUGGCGUAGAACUCGACACACAGGCCGGCCGGGCCCCGACAAGGACCAAGGACAUGGCACAAAAUCAUGAGGCAAGACAAAGGAGCCGCGAAAAAACGGAGAAGGAGAGAGUGAGAGGGAGCGAGAAGAAGAGAGAGAGAGAGAAGAGAGAGAGAGAGAGAGAGAGAGAGAGAGAGAGAGAGAGAGAGAGGAGAGAGAGAGAAGAGAUAGAGAGAGAAAGUGAGAGAGCAGAGAAGAGAGAGAGAGAGAACAUGAGAGGGAGAGAAAGAGAGGGAGAGAGAGAGAGAGAGAGAGAGAGAGAGAGAGGAGAGAGAGAGAGAGAGAGAGAGAAAGAGAGAGAGAGAGAGGAGAGAGAGAGAGAGAGAGAGAGAGAGAGAGAGAGAGGAGAAAAGAGAGGAGAGAGAGAGAGAGAGAGAGAGAGAGAGAGAGAAAGAGAGAGAGGAGAGAGAGAGAGAGAGAGAGAGAGAGAGAAAGAGGAGGGAGAGAGAGAGAGAGAGAGAGAGAGAGAGAGAGAGAGAGAGAGAGAGAGAAAGGAGAAGAGAGAGAAGAGGAGAGAGAGAGAGAGAGAGGAGAGAGAAGAGAGAGAAAGAGGGAGAGAGAAAGAAAAAGAGAGCAAGUGUGUGUGUAAGAGAAAGAUGAGAAGAGAGGAAGGGGUAAGACGGAGAGGAAAAAAGAGCACGAGGAGGAAACCACGCACAUCGGGAAGGACACGCGGAAGCACCUCCUAAGAUAAGGCGCUGGCCUAGCAUGUGGU